AUGGUGGAUCUGAUGCGGGACGACGCUUGCUCCACCCUGCGCAGUGCGUAUCCGGGCGAGGGCCACGACUUUAACCUUAGCACGCUCUGCUGCUUACCGAAGAAGCCCACGGGCGUGGACGCCGACAGAGGCGAGUACUUCGAGGGUCCGGGCCGCGUGUUUGAGCACAUUAUGGAACAGGUGGACUACCGCACGGCCGAAGACAGUCUCGAACACUACUUCCAUUGCCCGUCCAUCAAGUUCGUGGCGCUCGCGUACCUUCGGAUCCCUGGUUUUGGGAAGGAGUCUUUUCAGCUGGCCACUUCAUUCGCGAACGACGAGGACUUGGUCUGCACUGCGGUUUUGAUAUAUGCCGCCUACUGCGCCACCGACGCCUUCCGCGCGCAGGGCAGAGUCACCCCGGCGCUGGCGCGAGAUGCGGUGGAGCAGCAUUGCCGGAACGGCAGUAACAAAUUCGUGGUCGGCCUCUUCGGCGCGCUGCUUAUGUCGACCAUGGUCCUCACAGGCAUUGUCUUUCUGAUUGGCUACCUGCAGAAGGAGAACGAGGCCCGCAAGACCGCGAUGGUGGAGGCUGGCAUCGGGGGCUGA
Molecule: messenger RNA, 588 nt
Organism: Prorocentrum cordatum
Lineage: Eukaryota; Dinophyceae; Prorocentrales; Prorocentraceae
Source: the annotation of a GenBank genome assembly